CAACAAAAAAGGUUUGAUCACUGUUAAACCCCCAGAAAACUUCUCCAGGAAAAAUAAGCUCGAUCGAUCGCCGCAAUGAUUAGGUAUGUAUCGGCUUUUCCUGUUGGUUUCGUGGGAGGAUCAUCUAGACAUCUAGUACAAGUGUUUCCUGUCUCUGAAAAAGAUUGAUGAUUUUGGGUCACUUCAUCAUGGGAGGAGCUUGCUCAAGGAAGAGAGAUCAACAACAAGUUGAGGAUAUUUUAAACAGAGGUGCCUCUGGAAAAUAUAGCAAGAGUUCAAGUUCGAAAUGGUUGGCCACUUCGCUCUCUAGGUCCGGUUCGGAUGUUAAACGGAGAAAUGGAGAAUGCCCAUCGCUUUUGGAGCUCUGUAUCCGCAAGAUACAGGAGGACGUAGAUAGAUAUACCACAUUCUCUCACCUACCCAGAGAUAUAAGUCAGCAGAUUUUUGAUGAAUUGGUGUAUUCUCAGCGAAUAACUUUAAAGUCUCUUGAGGCAUUUCGGGACUGUGCUAUCCAGGAUCUUUACUUGGGAGAAUACCCUGGAGUUAAUGAUGACUGGAUGGAUGUCAUCUCCUCGCAAAGUACAUCGUUACUUUCUGUUGAUUUUUCGGGGUCUGAUAUCACAGACUCUGGGCUGGUUUCUUUAAAAGGUUGCAAAAACCUGGAAUCCUUAAACUUUAAUUUCUGUGACCAGAUAUCAAACCGCGGGCUGGAGCAUCUAAGCGGCCUCUCAAAUUUGACAAGCCUGAGCUUCAGAAGAAAUGGUGCAAUCACUGCACAAGGCAUGCGUGCUUUUUCCAACUUGGUUAACAUGAAGAAACUAGAUCUUGAGAAGUGUCCUGGUAUUCACGGUGGGCUCGUUCACCUGCGAGAUUUGACCAAAUUGGAGUCCUUAAACAUAAAGUGGUGUAACUGCAUAACUGAUGCAGACAUGGAGCCUAUCUCAGAACUUACAAAUCUGAGGAGCUUACAGAUUUGCUGCAGUAAGAUUACCGAUUUUGGUGUCAGCUACCUUAAAGGUCUAAACAAGCUUAAUUUAUUAAACUUGGAAGGGUGCCGUCAUGUUACUGCUGCAUGCUUGGACACACUCACAGCUCUUAAAGGUUUGAUGUUUUUGAACCUCAAUAGAUGCAAUCUUUCAGACAGUGGGUGUGAAAAGUUUUCUGAUUUAAUUAAUUUGAAGAUCUUAAACUUGGGAAUGAACAACAUUACAAACUCAUGCUUGGUCCACCUGAGAGGUUUGACAAAGUUGGAGAGCUUGAACUUGGAUUCUUGUAGAAUUGGUGACGAAGGACUGGUACAUUUAUCAGGUAUGCUUGGGUUAAAAUCUCUGGAGUUGUCUGAUACCGAAGUAGGAAGCCAUGGGCUUCGCCAUCUCUCUGGUCAAACAUAUUCCUCUCCAUUUUGUAUCUUUUGUGUUCUUUGGUAUACUCUCAUGCAGAUAAUCUCUACGUCAGUGUUGAUUAACACAUUUUUAUGUUACCAUAUAGGUCUGUCAAACCUGGAGAGCAUAAACUUGUCAUUCACUGUUGUAACCGAUAGCGGUUUAAGGAAAUUGUCUGGUUUGACAUCUCUUCGAACGCUGAAUCUGGAUGCUCGUCAUGUUACUGAUGCUGGGCUUUCCGCGCUUACAAGUUUGACUGGAUUGACUCACCUUGAUCUCUUCGGUGCUCGCAUCACAGAUUCAGGAACAAAUCAUCUACGAAACCUAAAGAAACUGCAGUCACUUGAAAUAUGUGGAGGUGGAUUAACUGAUGCUGGUGUCAAGAACAUAAAAGAUCUUCCAUCCCUCACACUGCUCAAUCUAUCACAAAAUUCCAAUCUCACAGACAAAACGCUGGAGUUGAUUUCUGGAUUGACCGGAUUGGUCUCUCUAAACGUCUCAAACUCUCGAGUAUCAAACUCAGGACUACGUCACCUAAAGCCUUUGAAGAACCUGAGAUCUCUGACCUUGGAGUCGUGCAAGGUCUCUGCCAACGACAUCAGGAAGCUUCAGGCGACCGAUCUGCCAAACCUAGUCAACUUCCGUCCUGAAUAAAGUUAUUUGUCAGAAGGGCAAAUUCACAAAUUCUGUACAUAGAUCGAUUUCUUCUGGUCUCAGACAAAGUCCCAGUCUUCUUUGUAUAUAUAAAAACUAUGCUCGUCUUCGGAUUAUUUGCAGAAAAAACUGUAAAUAAAGCUUUCCAAGCUAAGGUCGGACAAAAGAGUCUUCAAUGCUCUUCUAUGUGGCCAGCUUUUGGAAUCCCUUUGGUUUGUUUAUUUUCUGAAGUGAACCAACAACAACUAUCAGAAGAAACUAAUCACUCUUGUAAAUUUAUGUAAAUUCUAAGUAUCCUCUGUAUCACAUGUAUAUAAUUGAAAUUGAAAA
Eutrema salsugineum is the source of this 2366-nucleotide messenger RNA. RefSeq names its product F-box/LRR-repeat protein 14. Gene Ontology annotation, cellular component: SCF ubiquitin ligase complex. Lineage: Eukaryota; Viridiplantae; Streptophyta; Magnoliopsida; Brassicales; Brassicaceae. The transcript is spliced from 15 exons. Gene Ontology annotation, molecular function: protein binding. Gene Ontology annotation, biological process: SCF-dependent proteasomal ubiquitin-dependent protein catabolic process. Bases 168 to 2036 code for a protein of 622 amino acids. The record is from RefSeq and is a predicted model, not a curated record.